Molecule: messenger RNA, 740 nt
Organism: Pistacia vera
Lineage: Eukaryota; Viridiplantae; Streptophyta; Magnoliopsida; Sapindales; Anacardiaceae
Product: cytochrome c-type biogenesis ccda-like chloroplastic protein
Exons: 6
Biological process (GO): cytochrome complex assembly
Cellular component (GO): membrane
Source: RefSeq, a predicted model, not a curated record
UAUAUAAUAAAUGUUAUUGGCGAUCAGAUCAUUGGGGAUUCCAUUGCAUUUGCAUUAGGAUUGGCAACAACACUUGCACUCCUAGGUGUAGGAGCCUCGUUUGCAGGGAAGGCAUAUGGGCAAAUUGGGAGGGGAUUACCUUUGGCUGCUUCUGGUUUGGCUGUUGUUAUGGGUCUGAAUCUUCUUGAGAUAAUUGAGUUGCAACUACCCUCAUUUUUUGACAACUUUGAUCCCCGUGCUGCUGCUGCUAACUUCCCAUCAAGUGUCCAAGCAUAUUUAGCUGGAUUGACCUUUGCAUUAGCUGCUUCACCUUGCAGUACACCAGUGCUGGCCACUCUGCUGGGAUAUGUGGCUACAUCCAAGGACCCAGUGAUUGGGGGAAGCUUACUAUUGACGUACACAACUGGCUAUGUUGCUCCUCUACUUCUUGCUGCCUCUUUCGCUGGAGCAUUGCAGAGCCUGCUUUCGUUCCGCAAAUUCUCCUCAUGGAUCAAUCCAGUGAGCGGUGCACUUCUCUUGGGAGGAGGUGUCUACACUUUCUUGGAUAGGCUUUUGCCCCCCACCAUGUCAAUGUAGAGAAAAUACUCUUGCAUUAUUGAGAGAGAGGUAUUGUACAGAAAAAGUUAAAAUUAAGAAAUAAAAUAUUACUAUGUUUACUAUUGUCAGCAGCACAAUCAUUCUGGUGCCCACUCUUGUAAAUGACUCAUUCAAUUAAUUAUGAGAACAAAGCGUCUGUCUCA